Molecule: messenger RNA, 2910 nt
Organism: Ophidiomyces ophidiicola
Lineage: Eukaryota; Fungi; Ascomycota; Eurotiomycetes; Onygenales; Onygenaceae
Product: tethering complex subunit
Exons: 3
Coding region: 1-2910 (969 amino acids)
Biological process (GO): intracellular protein transport; vacuole organization; organelle fusion
Cellular component (GO): endosome; HOPS complex
Molecular function (GO): protein-macromolecule adaptor activity
Source: RefSeq, a predicted model, not a curated record
AUGGCGCUGGAUGGGUCUAAUGGCUAUGUUGCCUCCAGUAACCUGGCGAAGCUAACCGAGCCCGCGUUGCCGAUUUUCAGCGUCGAACGAGUCCAGCUCGCCUUCUCAGUCGCCGCGGAUUUCGUCGCUGCGCAAGUUGCUAAUAAUGUUGUGAUCCUUGCACUGGCUACCGGACGAAUUUUGAGGAUUGACUUGAAUAAUCCUGAGGAUAUUGAUGAUAUCGACUUGCCUAAGAAAUCUUCUGAGAUUGGCAUUAUUCGUCGCAUGUUCCUUGAUCCAUCCGCUUCACAUCUCAUAAUAACCACUACUCUCGGCGAAAACUACUACCUCCAUACUCAAUCGAGGCAACCUAAGCAUCUCCCAAGAUUAAAAGGCGUGUCUAUUGAAUCAGUAGCAUGGAACCCCGCGCAACCUACAGCAUCAACGAGGGAAAUAUUAGUUGGUGCAGCAGAUGGGAAUAUCUACGAAGUAUAUAUUGAACCAACAACGGAGUUCUACCGCAGAGAUGAAAAAUAUGUCCAUUCAGUAUACAAGCUACCCGGCACUGCGGCAACUGGCCUCUGGGUAGACUUUGUUGCUGGCAAGCAAGACCUACGCCAUAUCCUGGUAUCUUCGAAUGGGAGAAUCCUCUAUUUCAGGGGGAAAACAAGUAGACAUGGGAAGGAGGGAGGUAGUUCGUUAUAUGCGGAUUUAUUCCAGAGAGAAAGUCCACUAGUCCAUGAGCUUAGCUCAGCAUCUUUGUCCGCCCCCUGUGUACUGGCAGUACAACCGGAUGCCUCCGAGGAAGCAUAUGGCAAUGAAUUAUUUAGCCAGAAACACUUUGCGUGGUUAUCCGCCCAAGGAAUCUAUCAUGGUGGUGUUUUAAACUCAUCCUCCCAUCCAGAAGUCGGAAACCGGGUUUUUGAAACAGCGAAAAUGAUUCCUCGAUCCGACCUACCCGCUACAGAGUCCGCGAGAGGCGGUAAAAAACUCAUUCAGGAUCCAGUGAUGGGAAUGACCCUAUCACAAUGGCAUAUACUUACUCUUGUUGAAGGGCGUAUUAUUGCCAUCAACCGGUUGAACGGUGAAAUUGUAUACGACCAAGCUGUACUUGAACCAGGCGAGAGUUCCCUGGGCCUAGUUUCGGAUUUAAAGAAGAACACCUACUGGUUGUUUACUGGACAAGAGAUAUUCGAAAUUCGUGCAAACGACGAAGACAGAGAUCUUUGGAGAAUAUUUCUUAGUGAGCAACAGUUUGAUGCAGCCCUACGAUAUGCCCACGGUUUAGCCCAGAAAGAUGCCGUUGCUACUGCCUCUGGCGACUUUCUAGCCAGCCAAGGCCAGUAUCUUGAAGCUGCGCAGGUUUGGGGCAAGAGUAGUAAGCCCUUCGAGGAAGUAUGUCUGACUUUCAUCAACAAAGGAGAAACAAACGCUCUGCGCAAAUAUCUCUUAACCCAGAUGACGACGUAUAAGAAAUCGUCUACUAUGCAACGGACAAUGAUAGCUAGCUGGCUUAUUGAAGUAUUCAUCUCGAAACUAAACGCCCUUGAUGAUGCUGUCCUGACCAAAGCAGAACUGGCGGAGGGAUCUAGCGUAGUAGAUACGAAGGAGCAGCUUCGAACAGUCAAAUCCGAAUUUCAAGCCUUUGUGACAAAGUACAAAGCUGACCUUGAUCACAAAACCGUUUAUGAUAUCAUUGGCAGCCAUGGUCGCGAAGAAGAAUUAUUGUACUUUGCGAUUGCGGUUAACGACCACAGUUUUGUCUUAUCCUACUGGAUCCAGCGUGAGAAGUGGGCUGAGGCUCUGGACGUACUCAAAAAGCAGACAGACCCGGAUGUUUUCUACAAAUACAGCAGCGUAUUAAUGACACACGUUGCCACGGAGUUUGUAGAUAUCUUAAUGAGACAAACAAACCUCGACCCCCAAAAAAUCAUUCCAGCGCUUCUCAGUUACAAUAAGGAGACAAAAGUACCUCUUUCGCAAAAUCAGGCCGUUCGAUACACUAACUUUAUUAUCGCAAAUCAUCCUGACCCUUCGGCAGCAGUUCAUAAUACUCUAAUAUCUAUAUAUGCCUCCCAUCCUUCACGAUCCGAAGCAGCUCUUCUCUCAUACCUAGAGUCUCAGCCGAUAUCUCCACCUCCUUAUGAUGCAGAUUUUGCUCUCCGCCUGUGCAUCCAGCACGGCCGUGUGCAAUCGUGCGUCCAUAUCUACAGCAUGAUGGGUCAAUACUUCGAGGCCGUGCAGCUUGCUCUGAAACAUGAUGACAUUGAACUUGGUGCCCUUGUUGCCGAUCGACCAGAAGGCAAUAACAAGCUUCGCAAGAAACUGUGGCUUCUGGUUGCGGAGAAGAAAAUCCAUCAGCCUGGCACCGGGAUCAAAGAUGCUAUUGAAUUUCUCCGCCGUUGCGAACUUCUACGAAUUGAAGAUCUCAUUCCGUUUUUCCCUGAUUUCGUGGUGAUCGAUGACUUCAAAGACGAGAUCUGCACCGCUUUAGAGGACUACUCACGUCAUAUCGAUUCUCUCAGGCAGGAGAUGGAUAAUUCGGCCCAUGUUGCUGAUCAAAUUAGAAGGGAGAUUGCGGCACUAGGAACGCGAUACGCAAUCGUGGAACCGGGUGAAAAAUGUUGGAUAUGCUCCAUGCCCGUUCUCAGUAGACAAUUUUUUGUAUUCCCUUGCCAGCAUGCGUUCCAUAGCGAUUGCUUAGGAAAGAAAGUGAUGGGCGCCGCUGGUGCAGGGAAGAGGAAGCAUAUCAAGGAUUUACAGGCAGAGAUGAGCAAGGGAACCAACACUGCUCCGAGAAGAGAGCAAGUCAUUCGUGAAUUGGAUGGCAUGAUUGCAGAGGCUUGCAUUUUGUGUGGUGAUUAUGCGAUUAAGCAAAUCGAUGAGCCAUUUAUUGGCCCAUCGGAUGAUAGGAAUGAGUGGGCAUUAUGA